Strongyloides ratti is the source of this 684-nucleotide messenger RNA. Its product is annotated as LRAT-like domain-containing protein. Gene Ontology annotation, molecular function: glycerophospholipid phospholipase A1 activity; A2-type glycerophospholipase activity. Lineage: Eukaryota; Metazoa; Nematoda; Chromadorea; Rhabditida; Strongyloididae. The transcript has a single exon. The record is from RefSeq and is a predicted model, not a curated record. Gene Ontology annotation, biological process: N-acylphosphatidylethanolamine metabolic process. The coding region runs from base 1 to 684 and encodes 227 amino acids. Gene Ontology annotation, cellular component: cytoplasm.
AUGAUAUUUGGUUUAUUAGAAAUUCCUUUACUAGAUGACGCAUUAAAUUAUAUUAAGAAAGUAACAUUUGAUUUAUUUUUAUAUAGAAAAUUAGAAUUCGAUGAUAAAUUAUAUACAAAUGACGAAAUUAACAAACCAAAUAAGAGAUCUAUAAAAACAAAAAUUAUUAAAAUUUCUGAACUUAAAAAAAUAAUGAAACCAGGUGAUAUGAUAGAAUUUGAAAGUUACAUAUUAGGAUUAAAAACAUAUGGACAUUGGGGAAUUUUUCUUGGUAUAAAAGAAAACCAAUAUAUAUUAAUACAUAUGGCUAGAGAGUUAAUUAAAAAAAAUGUUCCUAGCUAUUGGAAUCAAUUUACAAAUAUAUUUCAACAGAAUGAUGGUCAAAUGUCAAUACAUUUAACUAAUUUAGAAAAUGCUGCAUUUUCUGAUCAAACUGGAAGAAUUAAUAAUUAUUUAGACAAUGAAAAAACUCCAAAUUCUGCCAAAUAUAUAAGAGAAAUUGCUGCUAAAGCAUUAAAAAAAGAAAUAGAUUAUUGUCUCAUUACAAAUAAUUGUGAACAUUUUGUAACUGAGUUACGUUACAAUGAAAAAAUUAGUUUACAAUCUAAACCAAUUCAAGUAAUAAUAACAAUUUAUAAAAUAGUAACAGAUUUUUCAUACAAAUAUCUAUAUUAUAAAAUUUAA